AUGAUGGCCUUCUUCGAGAAUCCAUUACCGGGUGUGCACAUCUAUCCAAUGGACAUUAGCCGGUUCCAAGUGCGGAUGGAGGCGCCCUCGGGUACUCCGUACCAGGGCGGAAUCUUCGAGUUCCUGCUGCAGUGCCCACGUGAUCACCCGAUGCGGCCGCCGCGCGUUCGCCUCACGAAUCCCGACGAUGGAGCCAUCAAUCCGAACCUGCGCAGAAGUGGGAAAGUGUGCCUCGACAUUCUGGGCACCACGAACACGUCGACGUGGAGCCCCACGCAAAGCAUCUCGAGCGUGCUCCUCGCGACCCAGUCGCUGCUGACGGAGGCACCAUUAUUUUCUUGUCUCUGGCAGGCGGGAAAAAAUGCCAAGGUGAAAAUCGUUAUUCUGAACGUGCGCUGA
This is a messenger RNA of Rhipicephalus microplus (southern cattle tick), 399 nucleotides long. RefSeq names its product ubiquitin-conjugating enzyme E2 Z. Gene Ontology annotation, cellular component: nucleus. NCBI's taxonomy places the organism in Eukaryota, Metazoa, Arthropoda, Arachnida, Ixodida, Ixodidae. Gene Ontology annotation, biological process: negative regulation of apoptotic process. Gene Ontology annotation, molecular function: cysteine-type endopeptidase inhibitor activity. The record is from RefSeq and is a predicted model, not a curated record.